AUGGUAUACCCUAAAGCUGUGACUUGUUCCAGAGCAGUGUCCACCCCCCAGUCAGAAAGAGCACCAGUUCCCUCAGACAUGGACCGGAGUGGGAGAGCAGAAGUAAGACUGGGGUAUGCUGAGAAGCGAACCCCCUUCCUGGAGAGUCACGGUGUAAUCAGGGGGGUCCUCUAUGUCGCCACUGUGAGAAACUACUUGGGGACGGAGCCGAUAAUCUCCCGGGCUGUGGGUCGCGCCGAGGACUGGAUUCGGACAGAGACCUUGCCGUCCUGGCUUAACGCCCCAGCCUUUGCUGCAGCCGUGGCCUUGAGCCCAGCCGAGUGGGGGGAUGAAGACGGAGAUGAUGAGAUCUACUUCUUCUUUACGGAGACUUCCCGAGCAUUUGACUCAUAUGAGCGCAUUAAGGUCCCACGGGUGGCCCGUGUGUGUGCGGGGGACCUUGGGGGCCGGAAGACCCUCCAGCACAGAUGGACGACAUUUCUGAAGGCUGACCUGCUAUGUCCAGGGCCUGAGCAUGGCCGGGCCUCCAGCGUCCUGCAGGACGUGGCUAUUCUCCGACCUGAGCAUGGAUCGGAGACCCCCAUCUUUUACGGCAUCUUUUCCUCCCAGUGGGAGGGGGCGGCCAUCUCUGCUGUCUGUGCCUUCCGACCACAGGACAUUCGGACAGUGCUGAGUGGUCCCUUCAGAGAGCUGAAACAUGACUGCAACAGGGGAUUGCCUGUCAUGGACAACGAUGUACCCCAGCCCAGACCUGGAGAGUGCAUCACCAACAACAUGAAGCUCCAGCAGUUUGGCUCAUCACUCUCCCUGCCUGAUCGUGUGCUCACCUUCAUCCGGGACCACCCCCUUAUGGACAGGCCAGUGUUUCCAACCGAUGACCAUCCCCUGCUCGUCACUACAGACACAGCCUAUCUCAGAGUUGUGGCCCACAGGGUGACCAGCCUUUCAGGGAAAGAGUAUGAUGUGCUCUACCUGGGGACAGAGGAUGGACACCUCCACCGAGCAGUGCGGAUUGGAGCCCAGCUCAGCGUCCUGGAGGAUCUGGCCUUAUUCCCGGGGCCACAGCCAGUUGAGAGUAUGAAAUUGUAUCAAAGCUGGCUCCUGGUGGGCUCCCGUACCGAGGUGACACAAGUGAGCACAACCAACUGUGGCCGUCUCCAGAGCUGCUCAGAGUGCAUUCUGGCCCAAGACCCUGUCUGUGCCUGGAGCUUCCGGCUGGAUGCAUGUGUGGCCCAUGCUGGGGAGCAUGGCGGGCUGGUCCAAGACAUAGAGUCAGCAGAUGUCUCUUCUUUGUGUCCCAAAGAGCCUGGAGGUCUGUAUGGUUUAGGGGAAUGUGGGUGGAGUGGGUGAAAGGGGCUAGAACGCUGUCCGUUUGGGACCCACUUUAAAAAUUGGAAGGUAUGAUAUAUACAAUGGAAUAUUAUGCAGCCAUCAAAAG
Messenger RNA from Leptonychotes weddellii (Weddell seal), 1438 nucleotides. The record is from RefSeq and is a predicted model, not a curated record. Lineage: Eukaryota; Metazoa; Chordata; Mammalia; Carnivora; Phocidae.